Mitosporidium daphniae is the source of this 1052-nucleotide messenger RNA. RefSeq lists its product as uncharacterized. The record is from RefSeq and is a predicted model, not a curated record. The annotation marks the transcript as partial. The transcript has 4 exons. Lineage: Eukaryota; Fungi; Microsporidia.
AUGAAUGGUACCCACUCACCCCGCCAACAUGAAGGAGACUUGCUGCAUUCGAUUGUUGAGGAAUUCUUCCGUUCUUUCUUUGAAACUCAUCCAACGUCAAAUUUGAUUCACGCGGACCUUUUAAAUUCCUGCUCUAAAUUCCUCGACUACAUUUCUCUUAUUUACAAGGGUGAAAUCUUUGCGCAUGCUGAGCAGAUAAACGGCAAUCAGCAUAAUGAGAUGUGUGACCCAAUUUCUCUGUUCAAAUAUACCCUAUUGAUGCCCUCUGGGUCUGCUUUUGCGGGCCAAAAUGCGCUGACCUUCAUUGUCUCCUCAGCAAAUAGCCAAAUGGUUUUGGAGCGACUUUCUUCCGAGCUUACCGAAAUUACUUGGACAAAUUUAUUUACUUAUUUCCUGGCCAUAUAUUGCGAUGAUAAUCUGCGGCCAUUCAAUGUUCAUUCAUCUCCUGUUUUUAGGAUCUCCCAAAAUCCUGAUAUCGUUUACAGCUUUUUCCGAAAUGUUUAUGUUCUUGAAACCGCUAAAGUUAUCGUUGACGUGGAACUUGUUUUUUCAAAUUCCACUAUUUCUGCCAACGUGCUAGUGAUACAUCCACAGGCCUUAAAAGAAGGCGGCUUAAAUGCUGGCGUUAUAGGAGAUGACGAGAAAUCCUUCCUUGAUUCCCUUUCUCAUAUGUCGAGUGGCAAAUUUUGGGAACUUUUCCAUUUGAUAUCGACAUCUUUUGGCGUUGGGCUUUGUAAAGCUGUGUUUUCAGAACCUAGAAUUAUUACCAAGGAAGUAAAUAUUUCUUUCUUUAGCAAUCUCACGCUAGACGACCAACUUUCCUUGAGCCUUAUAAGGUCCAUCAUGUCCUCUUUGAUACUAAACCCAAGCACCCUGCAUCAUCUUGCCAAAAUUGUAACCACUUUCCCGUUGGGCUUUGUUUGCGAAAUUCUUGGCCACAUGUUGGGGCUAUUGUCUGAAGAUGCCUCUAAUUUGUGGCUUUUUCUUUUAUUUGCAGAAAAAAUCAAUCCCGUGCCACCGCGGGAUUGCAUGGCCUUCAGAAAUUCGGUUUU